Molecule: messenger RNA, 3736 nt
Organism: Cydia amplana
Lineage: Eukaryota; Metazoa; Arthropoda; Insecta; Lepidoptera; Tortricidae
Gene: pico
Product: amyloid beta A4 precursor protein-binding family B member 1-interacting protein
Exons: 15
Coding region: 316-3345 (1009 amino acids)
Biological process (GO): signal transduction
Source: RefSeq, a predicted model, not a curated record
AUGGAGUCAGUACGGUCGGUACGGCACGGGUGUCGACCGUCGUACUCACUGGACGGGCUCAUUUCAGUGUGCAAUAAAUCUUACCGGAAUGUGCAUUGACGACUCUUGGGAUCACAAACGAUAAUUUUGUUCAUUAGUAAACAUUCCGUAAGUGAAAUUACAUUCGGUCCUAUAAGAAGUUUUAUUAAGUUGUGGGAUACAAAUCGUGUUUACUUUACAGACAGUGAGUGAACUAUAUGUUUUGAAUUGUGACGGACGGCGUUGUAUGAUGAUAUUGGAGAGAAUGCAGUUCCAAUUACCUUCUUGAAGUAGCGGAUGGCGCUGGUGGAGGAGGCAGGCGCGGGCGCCGCCGCCGACGACCCGGAGGCGCUGCUCAACGAGUGGCUCGGCGAGCUCACCGUGCUCACGGCGGGUCUAAAUGCGUGUAACGAGGGCGAGAGCGCGCUGAGGCCGCUCGAGAUAGUGGCGCCGCGCAUCGACAGCUACCGAUUUUCGAUGGCCAACCUGGAGGAGACGCACGAUGCUGACCUCGACGCCAUUCUGGGCGAGCUCUGCGCGCUCGACUCCGAAUACGACGAGGAGAUAUCUAGGGUCUCUUCAGGUUACUCGUCGAGCAGCAAAGAGCGCGACGGGCCGGGCUGCCCGCGCCGGCAGGAGUGCAAAGACAGCUGCGACGGCGCGUCCGUGGCGAGGACAGACUCGCCCGACAAUGACUCCGCCUUUAGUGAUACUGUUUCAAUGCUGUCGAGCGAAUCCUCGGCGUCGAGUAGUACUAGUGCAAAAUGUAAAGCGAUAAAACUCAAUCUGCAACAAGAUCAAAAGAAUGCGAGUUUCCAACAGAAGGCUGACAAGAUAAAGCUAGCGUUAGAGCGCAUGCGCGAGGCCAACAUCAAGAAGUUGUUUAUCAAGGCGUUCUCGACGGACGGCUCGUCGAAGAGCCUGCUGGUGGACGAGAAGAUGAGCUGCGGCUACGUGACGCGCCUGCUCGCCGACAAGAACCACGUCUCCAUGGAGCCCAAGUGGGCCGUAGUCGAGCAGCUGCCCGAUCUGCAUAUGGAGCGUGUGUAUGAAGACCACGAAAUGUUAGUGGAUAAUUUAAUGUUAUGGACAAGAGAGUCGAAAAAUAAAAUAUUAUUCGCCGAAAGACCAGACAAAAUAUCAUUGUUUCAAACUCCGGAGAAGUUCCUUUUAUCGGAGGAUGAUAGAGGAUGGUCAAGCGAGCAGGAUGAGCAUUCGAGACAAGUGAUAUUAGAAGAAUUCUUCGGUCAAAGCGGCGCGGCGAGCAGCGCGGCGCCGUCCGUGUCGGGCCACCCCGUGCCACCCAUGGAGGGCCCGCUCUACCUCAAGAGCGACGCCAAGAAGGGCUGGAAGAAGUACCACUUCGUCCUCAGGCCUUCCGGUCUAUACUAUUCGCCGAAGGAUAAAGUGAAGACGCUGAAAGAACUAGUCUGCUUAGCGACUUUCGACACGAACGAAGUUUACUUAGGAUUGAAUUGGAAGAAGAAAUACAAGUCCCCGACCGACUACUGUUUUGCUAUCAAGCACCCGAGGCUACAACAACCAAAGAGUGUUAAGUUUAUUAAGUUCCUGUGCGCGGACGACCAGCGGACGCUGGAGCGAUGGGUCACCGCCAUGAGGAUAGCCAAGCAUGGGAGGCAGCUGCUGGAGAACCACCGCUCGCUGGUGGAGGAACUCACGCAGGAGGACCUGGACCACCUCGCGCACGCGCGCUCCUGCUCGAUAACGUCGAUCCCCACGAAGACGGGCGGCGCGGCCUCGGUGGGCGCCAGCAGCCCGGCGCAGGCCUCCAGCAUCUCCAGCAGCGCCAGCGUCGCCAACUCCGACAUCAGCAGCGGCAGGCACUCGCGCGCCUCGUCCUCCAGCUCGAGCGGCUGCCUGUCCGACGGCGGCACGGCCUCCGAGAGCGCCUUCGACUGCGAGUUCCCCAUGGGAACGAUAAAGCGAAAACCGUCGAUGAAGCCGAACAUCCCGCUGACGUGGAUGACGCGGCAGCUGAAGGAGAUGGCGGAGACGGAGGCGGCCGAGGCGGAGGAGGCCGGCGACGGCGGCACGCUCACGCGCACGCCGCGCGCCGCCUGCGACGACUCCACGCUCAAGCGCAGGCACCACAUCAAUCCGUCAGAAAGUGCAAUUUAUGGCAGAACGACACUAAUGAACAGCCCUGCACGCGACGAGGCGACGUCUCCGGGUUACGGCAUCUACGAGAGCAUCCCGCGCGAUGCCGCGCCGGCGGCCGCCGAUACCGCCUCCUCGCUCUACGGGUACGUCGGCCUGUACGAGCCGGCGCACGCGCCGCCCGCCGACGACCUGCCCCUCCCGCCCGCCCUGGAGCCCGACGCCAUGUUCAGCUCCACACUGAGCCUGGACUCGUUGCCACCGCCCCCGCCGCCCCCCGAUCCCGUCGAGGACCUGUCGGGUUCUCAGCUCAGCCUGCCUCCUCCGCCGCCUGAACACACCAUAGACACUCAACCGGGCCGCGUGCACGACAUCGUCAAUCAGCUGACUUCGCAUCAGAUCGAACAGACCGCCCGAGCGGGCUUGUCACGAGCCAACUCUCGAAACUCCGACCUGAGCCGCUCGUUCCCGCGGCAGCCCUCCCUGGACAGCGUCAGCUCUGGCACGUCGCGGACUUCCUCCCUUCAUUCCGAUAAGAGCAUUUACGGUCAACAGAACGUAGCGUACGGUGCCUGUUUGGCUGAACUUCAAAACAAGAAGUUGAGCAACGGCAGUCCUUCCAUUCAAAAGAAAAUAUUGGCGGAGCCAACGAAGGAACGCACGGGAUCAAUGAAGAAAGUGAAUUUCGCUGACGAUUUGCCGACAUGCACCGACUCUGCGAAAAAGAACAAGAAAAUCACAUUUAACUUGAAGGAUGCACCGCCGUCGUCACCGCGCAAGCCGCCCCCGCCGAAACGCAACGAAAGCACACGACUGUCGUCUCCCAAGAAGUUGGCGGAUUCCAACAGCAACCCGCCCAAAGAAUUUCUUAAAGAUCUACAACGUGUGAUGAGAAAGAAGUGGCAGGUCGCACAAAAAUGUAAGUUGGAGCCUGCGACGACACCUCACGAAGUACUGGGCUUCCGAGAAUAUCCCCUGUCGGAGGACUACAAAGAGACGAGCGUGUCGAUGUGGGUGCAGGAGCAUUACGGCAGCGCAGUGGAGGACCCGUUCUACGAGAACGUGUACGGGCGCGAGGCGAGCUCGGCGCCGCGCCGCGAGGAGCCCAAGCCCAUCAAGAAGAGGCCGCCGCCCGCGCCGCCGCGCCGCAGCGACUCCACGCACCUGAGCUCGCACCCCCUGCCGUCCGCCGUGCACCCCUCCGCUUGAAACCCGCUGUGGCGCGCGUGCUGCUGGCUGUGGACGGGCCGGCCGCCCGGCGCCGACGACAUACAUGACGAGUUUACAACUCGCCGGUUCUGCGGUACUUUGAACAGUUCCACUAGUACGGUUGACGGUCGCGCGUGAUAUCGUUUUGUAUAGUGUAUAACGCACGGGCAGAGAUUGUUGGACGUUGAGGUGAAUGGUGUAGUUUUUCUGUUUUAUAUUGAAUAGUUAUAAUUAUUACAUUUACACAACUGAUUACUAAAUGCUCUGGGUGUUUAGGAGUAAUUUAAUAAGUAACCAACAAGUGGACAUAUGCCUAUACUAGUAACAAAUUUUAUUAUGAUAAUAUUUCAAGUAGGUAAGGUACCGAUAUUACUAGUAUGUACCAAACUGC